Pneumocystis carinii B80 is the source of this 551-nucleotide messenger RNA. RefSeq lists its product as hypothetical. The coding region runs from base 65 to 508 and encodes 147 amino acids. The transcript has a single exon. NCBI's taxonomy places the organism in Eukaryota, Fungi, Ascomycota, Pneumocystomycetes, Pneumocystales, Pneumocystaceae. The record is from RefSeq and is a predicted model, not a curated record.
AGAAAAUUAUUAAGGAAGUUAAUAUUUAUCAUACUUUUUGUUUUUUUUUAUUAAGGAAUUAAUUAUGUUGAAUAUAUAUGAUUCGAGAUCAAAUGUCUAUAUUAAUUCGGCCUUAGAUAUUAAUUGGAUUUAUUGGAACCUGAAGAAAUAUCGAUUAUUUCUAAUGAUAACAUUAAAUUUAUCUGUUGCUUUUAUUAUAUGGGUUAUUAAUACUAAUAUAUUAUAUCAAAUACCUAAUAAAGAAAAACAGCUAAUCUUUUCUAUUAACAAUUUGGAAGAAUCAAUAAAUUGUAUUCGUGUUUUAGUUAUUAUGAAAAGAGCGCUGAUUAAAGAUGCAUUUUUGCAAGAACAAAAAAUGAAAUUUAUCAAGCAUUUAAAGGAAUUGAAUAAUCUUGCUAAUAUAAAGGAUAUCAAAAAAAAGAUAUCUCAUGACGAUAUGAAAAAAACUUUGGAAGAAAUUGAAAGCUAUGCAGAAAACUUAAUUAAAUAUAUGGAUAUGGAAAAAUAAAUAUUUUAUUAUAAUAUAAUUAUUAAAAAAAAUCAUACAAGGA